AUGAUGCGCACGAGGAUACCGAGGGUUGUACCCCAGGCUGGGAGGAGGCUAGCCAGCUCCGUAACGGCCACGAAGAAGCAAGAGGUCAUCUUCUCCGGUAUUCAGCCGACUGGUACUCCUCAUCUCGGAAACUAUCUCGGCCUCUUCCUCCCCUUCCUCGACCUCCAAAGCUCGUCCAACCCCUCAACGCCAAUCUACCUUUCUGUCGUCGGUCUCCACAGCAUAACCCUCCCCCAGAACCCCACCCAACUAAUCUCCGACCGGCGGAACAUGCUCGCGGCUCUUCUGGCAUGCGGCGUAGAUCCCAACCGCACAACUCUCUACCUGCAAGAACAGGUCCCCCAACACGCCGAACUCGCAUGGUACUUCAACACCAUCUCCUCAGUUGGCCGACUGCAGCGCAUGACGACGUGGAAGAGCCGUCUGGCCGUUUCGCGUAACGCCAACUCGGAGGACGAAGUAUCCGAGGCCGAUCUGAGGUUGGGCCUGUUUGCGUAUCCCGUGUUGCAGGCAGCCGAUAUCGCACUGUAUAAGGGUACCCUGGUACCGGUGGGGGAGGACCAGACACAGCAUCUCGAGUUGGCGCGGGAUACCAACGAGGCGUUUAAUCGCGCUUUCGGGGACGUGUUUCCCAUCCCGGACGUGCAGAUUGUGCCGCAAAAACGCAUUCUGUCCCUCAAGAACCCGGCUGAGAAGAUGUCCAAGUCGGCACCCAACCCCGCGUCGAGGAUUAGCAUCACCGACUCGUCAAAGGACAUCGAGAAGAGGAUCAAAGGCGCCGUCACUGACGCCGACCCGAACAUUACUUUCGAUCCAACCGGCCGGCCAGGCGUAGCAAACCUCCUGACCAUCUGGAGCGCGCUUGAUGAUGCUGGCCGGACACCGGGUCAACUCGCCGAGAUGGCUGCUGCGGAGGGUUGGGGCGCCGGAAAGCUCAAGGGUGCGGUCGCCGAGGUCGUCGUGCACAAGCUCGCCCCAGUCCGGGACGAGUAUGCGCGUAUUGUCGCGGAUCCAGGAUAUAUUCGCGACGUUGCGGCCAGAGGCGCAGAGAGGGCUAGGGAGACGGCAGAGAAAACUAUGGUCGAGGUACGCCGUGUCGUCGGGCUGGGUGAUAUCUAG
Molecule: messenger RNA, 1119 nt
Organism: Cutaneotrichosporon cavernicola
Lineage: Eukaryota; Fungi; Basidiomycota; Tremellomycetes; Trichosporonales; Trichosporonaceae
Gene: MSW1
Exons: 4
Coding region: 1-1119 (372 amino acids)
Biological process (GO): mitochondrial tryptophanyl-tRNA aminoacylation
Cellular component (GO): mitochondrial matrix; mitochondrion
Molecular function (GO): tryptophan-tRNA ligase activity; ATP binding
Source: RefSeq, a predicted model, not a curated record